Knipowitschia caucasica is the source of this 780-nucleotide messenger RNA. The record is from the annotation of a GenBank genome assembly. NCBI's taxonomy places the organism in Eukaryota, Metazoa, Chordata, Actinopteri, Gobiiformes, Gobiidae.
AUGGAUGACCCCAGCCUCCUGCAGCUCAGAUGUCUCCUGAACCUCAGACGUGGGCUCCGUGAUGUGGAAGCGCGACCACAGGAGGUCUGCACUGGGCUGCGCAAGGAUGGGGACACACUCAGUUACCAAGGGAACUCUGAAGAAGUCGGUUGCUAUGUGGCUGGUGUCCCAUUGUCUAAGGAAAAUUUCUAUUUUGAGGUAACAAUAGUGGACACUGGAGUGCGGGGGACCAUUGCUGUGGGUCUGGUGCCUAAGUUCUAUCGCGUGGAUCAUCAGCCCGGUUGGCUGCCUCACUCUGUGGCAUAUCACGCUGACAAUGGAAAGUUGUAUAAUGGGAAUCCUGUGGGACAACAGUUCGGUCCUAAAUGUUCACAUGGAGAUCGAAUCGGAUGUGGGAUUAACUUUGACAACAUUAAAAACGGCAUUGGAACUGUUUUUUUCACCAAGAAUGGCAAAGAGAUGGGCUCUGUGAAGGUGGGGUUGUCUGCGGAUGGACUGUUCCCUGCUGUAGGAAUGCACUCUCUAGGGGAAGAGGUAACAGUGCACCUGGGAGCAGAGUGGAGUCUGGAGGACAGCGCCAUGAUGGUGGACAGUCAGGAGGAUGAGUGGGGGCGGCUGUACGACGUCACAGCCAGCGGCACGUCUUUGCUGACAUUUUUAACACCUCGCUGGAGUCCUGCCACGUUCUGGCCUUUUGCGGACGACACCACCCUCAUUGGACUCAUCUCCAACAACGAUGAGUCCGCCUACAGGACCGGCUGUGUCCUGGUGCAGUGGUAA